AAGGCGUUACGUGGGAAGCUUUCUCCUCUUCUUCUUCUUCUUCACUGGCCGUUGAUAGACGAGACUCUCUCAUCUCAUCACCCCACUCUCGUCUCAUGCAUUGCAGGGGACCGGAAACAGAAACCUCAAACACCCUUCUGCUCGAACAUCCUGGGGUUCUUCGGGAAAAUCCAAUAAAGUCAAAUUCUAUGCAGGUUUGGAUACGAGAAGUUGUUGAUAGCACAUCCCCAGUUUGAGUAAUUUGUGCUUGGGCAACAAUGCAUUCGGCGAAAUCUGAGUCCGACAUCACGAGCUUAGCCCCUUCCUCUCCGUCGAGGUCUCCUAAGCGUCCCGUGUACUAUGUCCAGAGCCCUUCUCGGGACUCGCAUGAUGGCGACAAGUCAUCAUCGAUCCAGGCAACCCCAAUCUCUCACAGCCCGAUGGAGUCGCCUUCCCACCCGUCCUUCGGGCGCCACUCGAGGAAUUCCUCGGCGAGUCGGUUUUCAGGGAUCUUCAGGUCCUCCUCAGGGAGGAAGGGGAAACCUAAGAGGAAUGACAAGGGGUGGCCUGAGUGCAAUGUCAUAUUGGAGGAAGGAUCGUACGACGAGUUUGAGGAAAGGGCAUUCAUGAGGCGGUUCCAGGCCUUGAUCGCCCUCUUCAGCUUUGUGCUCCUCUUCACAGUCUUCUGUUUGAUCAUUUGGGGCGCCAGUCGGCCUUACAAGGCCAAGAUCACCGUCAGGAGCUUGAAGGUGAACAACUUUUAUGUUGCAGAGGGUUCCGAUUUCUCCGGGGUCGUGACAAAAAUGGUUACGCUGAAUGGCACAUUGAGGAUGAGCAUCUACAAUCCUGCUACAUUGUUUGGCAUUCAUGUGAGCUCUAGUCCGAUUAAUCUCGUCUUCUCAGAAAUCACCAUUGCAACUGGUCAGCUGAAGAAAUUCUAUCAACCAAGAAAGAGCCGCCGAAUGGUGCUAGUGAACUUGGAAGGUAACAAGGUUCCCAUGUACGGAGCGGGAUCAAGCCUAAUAGUUUCUCCAAGCGGAGGCAAGGUCCCUUUGAUGUUGCAAUUUGAGAUCCGAUCAAGAGGGGAUGUGGUGGGAAAGUUGGUUAGGACAAGGCAUCGGAAACGGAUUUCUUGCCCUGUUGUUAUCGAUUCCACCAGCACCAAACCCAUCACCUUCAAGAAGGAGACUUGCACAUAUGGCUAAUGUUCUGGAAGACCGCCUGGAGGAGUAUUCCUGUGUGUCCCCAGUUGGGUAUUUAUCAAAUUCGAUAAAGUUGGCAAGAUUUUUAUUUUGGGAGGAGUUUUAUGAAUUGAGAUUUUCUGUGACGGGUUCUCUUUGCUGGUAAGAUUUUUGCAAUAUAUGUUAAGAUUCUUGUAAUAUAUGUUCAUGCCCGGAAAAUAUGUAAAUGUGUGAAUAUAUUUCUCGUCCCUGCAUACUGAAACAUUAAUUUGGAUUU
This is a messenger RNA of Punica granatum (pomegranate), 1437 nucleotides long. Lineage: Eukaryota; Viridiplantae; Streptophyta; Magnoliopsida; Myrtales; Lythraceae. The record is from RefSeq and is a predicted model, not a curated record.